UGCGACCACCUGUCCAUGGCAAUCACCUGUACAAACGACCACUUCCCAUUUCCUCCCUUGCGGCUUUUUUUCUUUAUAUUAAUAUAAUAAAAACUACACAGUCCAAACGCCUACAUGUCAGUUGAGUAAGAAACCACUUUUAUCCUCGACAAUGGAUGGUCGUUUCUUGGACAAUUUCGACUGUAUCUCUCUAAGUUCUGUCUUAUGAUGUCCCCAGCAUGGGUCAGAGACAGCUCGUGUGUCUGGCGAGAACGCUGCUGAGGAAAACACCUAUCCUGAUUCUGGACGAAGCCACAGCAGCCGUUGAUAUGGAAACGGAUGAGCUCAUCCAGAAAACAAUUCGCACAGAAUUUAGUCAUUGCACCAUCAUCACCAUUGCCCAUCGCCUGCACACAGUUCUUGAUUACGACAGAAUCCUGGUCCUGGAAAGAGGAACCGUCCUUGAGUUUGACAGUCCUGAUAGACUGCUGGGAGACUCUAGCUCCGCCUUCUUUUCUUUGGCUAAGGAAGCCGGAAUAAGCAAAACUAGCAAGGAAUGAAUAGGCCACAGUACAUACGUGUAUAUAUCCCCAGGCUCAGUGACAUUGCCUUAAAAAAUUUUAAUAGAUUUUUAAAAAUUAAGUCAAAAUGCUAAAAAAAAAUUGUAAUCCGCUUGACUUAGCUUGGCUUAGUGCAAAACUUCCGGGUUCAUCCACAGUUUGGGUGAGCUUGCGGCUUUGUCUUAUGCUUUGUUGUAAGAGUUUUACGGCACUUGCAAUACAAUUAAGUAAUGUAUACCUAAGUGCGGAAGAUAGGUGUUACGAGAAAGUAACAAGCGAAAAAAGGGAGAAGAGAUAAAGAUGAUAGAUGUUUGACAGGAAAGAAAGAGCAAAUCACACCAGAACACCCGCCAACCACCCACAGCUUUGUCUUACGGGAAUUGAAAACUGCAGCGGGCUGUGAUGAUAUCGUCGUAAAACUAGAAGAGAGAGAGAGAGAGAGAGAGAGAGAGAGAGAGAGAGAGAGAGAGAGAGAAAGACAGAGAGAGAGAGAGAGAGUAUGCUUUACUUUCACUGAAAAACCUCCAAUGAAAUGAGCAAUUAUUAGUCAGUGAUACUGCUGUUACCGUAGGUCAUCGUUUCUUUAUCGUCCACCCUUCGUAUGUAGGCCAAAUAUUAUCAUCGUCACCAUCAUCAUCCUUGUACUUGUUUGAAUAUAUAUAUAUUUACGAUGUAUCACAUUCCUGACUUUAUUGAAAUUAAAUGAGGAUAUUUUCUAUU
Aplysia californica (California sea hare) is the source of this 1259-nucleotide messenger RNA. Its product is annotated as multidrug resistance-associated protein 1. The coding region runs from base 219 to 539 and encodes 106 amino acids. The record is from RefSeq and is a predicted model, not a curated record. Gene Ontology annotation, cellular component: membrane. NCBI's taxonomy places the organism in Eukaryota, Metazoa, Mollusca, Gastropoda, Aplysiida, Aplysiidae. Gene Ontology annotation, biological process: transmembrane transport. The transcript is spliced from 2 exons. Gene Ontology annotation, molecular function: ATP binding; ATP hydrolysis activity; ATPase-coupled transmembrane transporter activity.